AUUCGGAAACAGAAAUGACAUCAAAUAAAAGAUCUAAAAUUGUACUAGAAUCAAAUAAUUCACAUGAAUUAAAAAUCGAAGAACAAAAAAUGAAACUUCAAGAACGAGCUAUUGCUAUUCGUGAAAAGGAGGUUGAGCUGCGAAGAAAGGAAGCUGAAAUAGAAGCUUUAGAAUUAGCUAAUAAAAAAAUGAGAAAAGAAUUAGAUCAUAUUGUCUAA
This is a messenger RNA of Racocetra persica, 218 nucleotides long. NCBI's taxonomy places the organism in Eukaryota, Fungi, Glomeromycota, Glomeromycetes, Diversisporales, Gigasporaceae. The record is from the annotation of a GenBank genome assembly.